AUGAAUAAAAUCAUCGUGGUAACGUUCUUGGUGGUUUGUGUGCUUGGCUAUCUGUCGUCCACUGUCGACGGGAGUCCCGCGCGUCGCAAGCAGCAGUCCAGCUCGUCGGAAGAAUCCGACGAACGGAAGCAAAUGGUGCGCGAUCGGAAGAAAGGUAGAAGGCCUGAUGGCGGCGAUCGGGAAAUGUCCCGGAGAGGAUCGGGCAACCGAAGAAAGGGACAUUCUUCGGAAGAAAGCGGUGAAAUGAAGAUGCGCCGACCGGCAUCGGGGUCGGGAAAGAAAAAGAAUAAAAAUCGAUAUAGGAACAGGAAGCCAACGACGACGACGGCUACCACUUCUACUAGCACAACCACCACCACCACCACAACCGCUGCUCCGUCAAGUUCAAACCCCCCUACUGUAGGAUCAACUAGGGCGGACAUCUCAACAACAACAGCUUCUUCGUCCACGACUUCAACGACACCAACCACCACCACCUCUUCAAGCCCAUCGAUCACAAGUUCUACAACUCCUUCAAUGACACCAACCACAACCACCUCUUCAAGCCCAUCGACCACAAGUUCUACAACUCCUUCAACGACGACCACUCAGAAUCCUACGUCAACCACAACGUCCUCACCAAGUUCUACAACAGCUGCCCCUUCCUCCACCACUCGCCGGCAACAAUCCCGCCGGGACGAUUAA
Messenger RNA from Anopheles coustani, 684 nucleotides. Its product is annotated as integumentary mucin C.1-like. NCBI's taxonomy places the organism in Eukaryota, Metazoa, Arthropoda, Insecta, Diptera, Culicidae. The record is from RefSeq and is a predicted model, not a curated record. Bases 1 to 684 code for a protein of 227 amino acids. The transcript has a single exon.